Molecule: messenger RNA, 5003 nt
Organism: Biomphalaria glabrata
Lineage: Eukaryota; Metazoa; Mollusca; Gastropoda; Planorbidae
Exons: 2
Coding region: 653-2308 (551 amino acids)
Molecular function (GO): protein binding
Source: RefSeq, a predicted model, not a curated record
UUCUUUCCAGUCCCUUGGUACUCUGCCCUGGUUAAGAGAUUCUUGUAAUUCUAUAUCCCCUAUGUUGUCUACUUGGUUGAAAUUCAGUAAUAUCUCUUUGUCUCCUGGGGCUGAGUAUGCUGAUGCAAAGUAUUUGUUUAUGACGUUAGCUUUAGUUUCAUUAUCAUUAUGUGUUCAGUUGUCUUCUCCUUUUAAUGGCGCUAUGCCUGCUUUUACACAUAUAGAUUAAUUGUCAAAUUAUGGCUUUUUUUUUAAACCUUGUUUUAUUGGAAUCUAUUCUUUAGUGCUUGAAGUGGUCCUAAGAAGAAAUAAGACAAUAUAAUGAGACGGGUAACUAUUGUAUUUAAAUGUAACCAUGCGUAAAAUGGGUGGCAAAGCUAAGCUUGACUGAAUACUGAACUUUGUACGUAAGACAAUUCAUGUGUAUAAAUUUGUCAUAGUCAGUCUAAGUUUAAAAGGUCUGUUACAAGUUAUAAAGACAUGGAGAUCAAGCAAGAAGUGGCCGGUGGCAUAGUCAAAUGUUUAAGCGACUUCUGGAAAUGUAAAGAGUUGAAAGAUUUUGCUGUAAUCGUUGGAACAACAAAGUUUGAGUGUCAUGGGUUUCUUCUAGCUGUUUGUUCUGGGUUUUUUUAGAGGACUUUUUAGAUCCGGCAUGAAAGAAACGGAAUCAAAGUGUGUGACUGGUGAAGACAUCUCAAGUGAAACUUUUGAGUUGAUCCUGGAGACUCUGUACACUGGUCAUGGUGUUUUGACCAAUGACAAUGUCAUUGAUAUUUGGAGAGCUGCACACCAAUUACAAAUACCUUUUCUAAUUACAGAGUGUGAAGAGUUUGCUAAAACAUCAUUGUCAUUGAACAAUUACAUUGAAUAUUAUAAGCUAGCCAAACUUUUUGACUCCAAAGAAGUAACAGAAGUUAUUUGGUCCUUUAUUCUCAAAAACGCAGACUCUUUUUUCCAAACUGACUUUUUUUUUGAGAUGCAAAUUUCGGAUGUUAUGAAACUGAUAAAAAGUCGAGAUCUUGAAAUAAUUUCAGAAGAUUUAGUAGUAAUUGCCCUUUUUAAGUGGGUUGAAUUUAAACCUCAUGUGCAAGUUGAAAUGUCUGAAGAUUCUGAUAACCUUUUGAACAAGGAGUCAGGUCAGAAGAGAAUCAGGACGGGCUCAAACAGUUUUGAAACACCAGGCAUUCAACAGCCAAAUAAAGAUGUGACAAACAAUGCAUUGGAUGAUAAUAGAAAACAACAUUUUUUUACUCUGUUGUCAAACAUAAGAACUUGUUUAUUAAGCCCAUCAUAUUUGGAAUGGUUGAUUCAUUGUCCACUAGUUAGAGAAAAUAAAGAAGCCACAGACUUAAUAAUUGAGGCUAUAUUUUACCAGUUUCAAGUUAGCAAACGCAAUGGGGCGUGGCCACCUGGCGCUAUUUUUAGAAAAGAUGGCUGCUAUAAUAACACUGCUGUAGCUAUAAGCAAAUACCAAGAAAAUGAAUUAAAAAUAAAAGCGUUUUCAUUUUCAUCAAAGCAAUGGCUUCGACUUCCUGAUUUGUUUUGUGAAUCGAGAGUCACAUUUGCUGCUUUUGAUAAAACUCUAUACGCUCUAGGUGAAUCGAUUUCUGCUACACCAAUCUUAAGAUCAAACUCAGCCAAAAAACAUAUUUUAAAACUUAUUAAUGGUAAUUGGAUAGAAGUCAAUAUUAAAUUCACUUUCCCACCAGAACAUUCUGUUGUAGUGGCUGAUGCUUUCUUGUAUAUUCUUUCACCUCCAAGUCAAGAAGUCUGGCAAGUGGACUUAACUACAGGAAUAUCUUUUCAAAAGGCUGAUUUACCUGAUACAGUGCCAAUAACUCAUGUGACAAAUUACAAGUAUUUAAUUUUUGCAUUUUAUAUCUUGGAAAGCGAAGGGGAAAAAACUGCUGUUGAUUGUUUUAAUACCUUGCAAAACACGUGGAUAAGUCUUGAUGUUUUAGAUGGCCCUGCUACAGGUAUGAUUAGUUUUAAACAUAAACUUUCAACUUAUCUCUUACAAACCAAUGGGAAUCUCUGGAUGGUUGAGUCAAAUUCUGAAAAUGUGGAAUUUAAAUAUUUGGCCAAACUUUGGAGUUGUGACUGGCCACUUCAUGGAGCAGUCACAUUUAGGGAUGAACUCUAUAUUUAUGGAGUUAAAUCUGAAGCUUUAAAUCAAGAUUUCCAAAAACAAUUAUCUUUAAAUGACAUUUUUAGUCAAAUAGUUUACAUGGAGAGUGAGGACACAAAAUCAUCAACUCUUAUACCAUUAACAUUAGGUCGCAACUGUAUUCGCCAAAGUGAAGUUUAGCAUGUUCCAUGCUUGGACAUAUGAAAUGAGAAAUAUGUAUUAUAUUUUUACUUGAGCUAUUCAAAGUACCAUAAUUGAAAGAGUGAGUCCUCUACUUUUCUUUCUCUCCUAAAUUCACCUUCACCUAUACCUUAGUCUGUUGAACCAUUUGGGGCACCACACAAGAUCCAUUCACCGUCUAUCUCCAUUUCUCUCUUGUAAAAUGAUAGCCUGCCAACUUUCUACAUCCUUAGCCCUUUUAUAAUACUCUACUGGUAUGUAGAUUAUAUUAUUCUGUUUUGUAGGUGUUUGUGCCCAUGGUAUGAAACAGGUAAACUUUAUGCGUCAAUUACUAUCUUUUCUGUCCUCUAUACCUAUAAAAUGAUCAAAUUUACAACAUAUCAAUUUUUCAAUUAAACCUAUCUAGACUACUUAUUCUAGAGGUUAAAAUUGUAUGACAUUUCAAAAAUAUUAGGUAGAACUCUUUCUUGAAUAAUAUUUACCUGACUUUAUUAUUUUAAUCAGUUGGUUUUGAAAUCGUUCAAACUAUUUUGUUUUUACAAUUCCUUUGAUUAGCUUUUAAAAUUUGAAUGGGUUCAGGACACUGGGUGAAACCUGGAAAUCGAUUUUGAAAACAGCUCCAACAGUUUUCCUAAAAAAAACAACAACAAUGAAACUGUAAUUUUUCAAAUUAUAAUCAUCUUAAAAUCAAGUUAUAUUAAUUUGAACACACUUUCAGUGGAUAUUCCCGCACUCGACUCAAAAGUUGUUUGUAUUUUGAAUAUGCUUACCCAAGUAUUCCUACACUCUACUCAAAUGUUUCUAUGUAUUUUGAAUAUGCUUACCGGAGUAUUCCUGAAGAGUUCAAUAAAUAAGCAGACGUUCCUGAACAUUUUUGCGCACCAUCUUAUUUAAAAAUCAUAAGCUGCACCUUCGAUGACCAACUGUGAACGGGAAAAAAAUUGCAUUACAUUAAAAAUUGAAACUGUAGAUUAAAGAUAGAAGAGAAAUUGUAGAAGCUUUCAUAGAUUGAACAUCUCAUAUAGUAGCAGGGACUAGAUUGUUCCUUUUCUGCAAUACCAUAUUUGUCUUUUGUACUGAUAGAUCAAUAUGUUCAGUAAACAGGUAACAUUUUGUAUUAAAAAUUUUACCUUUAUUAAAGAAUCCUUAUAACUUUCUUCAGUAAUGGUAGUAAAGCUAUCUUCACUUGUGUUUGUUGAUGUAGGUUUCAAAUGUUAAUCUAGUAACAAUAAUAGAUAUUUGAUUCAUACGUUUAUUGAUAAUGCCUAGAAUUAAAAUUCUGAAUAGUUUUUUGUACCUUUACAUAUCCCUUAGUCUGUUGAACCGUUGGGGCACCAAGCAAGACUUUUCGACCGUCUUUUUCCAUUCCUCUCUGUCCUUUGCCCUGUUUAGAACCUCUUUCAAUGGCAGGUCCGUCCAUUCUUUUAUGUUGUCCUCCCAUCGCUUUCUCUGUCUGCCUGGUACUGUUCCCUGAAGGAAGGUCUUUGCGAGCUUCGAAGAUCUUGUAAUAUGGCCAUAGAUUUUAAGCUUGCAUUUUUUCACAGUAGUUAGCAGGUCAUCAUGGGGUCCGAUCGCUGCAGUAACCCUAUCUCUAAUCUCUUGGUUUGUGAUGCAGUCUUUGAAUAUAAUGCCUAGGAUCCUUCUGUAGCAUCUCAAUUCCAUUGCUAGGAUCCUCCUCUCUAGCUCUGCAGUCAGCGUCCAAGACUCACAAGCAUAUAGAAAUGUGGCCAUGACCAGGGAGCGCAUCAGUCUGAUUGUGGUGCCGAGGGCUAAGCCUUUGUCUUCUUUUAAGUUUUGAAAGGGCUGCUGUGGACUGUGCUAUUCAGGGCCAGUAGUUCGGGUUUUGUUUCCUCAUCUGAGACAUUAGCUCCGAGGUAUUUGAAAAGUACACGUAUGUGGUCAUGGCCACAUGACUCGAGAAAAAUAAAACAAGCCUAGCCGGUUCCUUUUCAACACAGAGGACUCUGAAAAUUUUAAUGUGGAGGAAGAGAGUUAAACAUACAGCUUCAAGAUGUACUGACAAGCAGAAACAUCAGUGCUUAGAAUGUCAGUGUUCUACACUGCUGCAAACACACACAAAAAGAAAAGUUUUAAGACAAUAUUUGUCUUUUAAAAAAUCAGAAUAUUUAGAUUUAAAAUUUAAGGUCUUGAAAGUCAUGGCAUACAUUGUAGUGUAGCUCUUUAAUAUUUUUUUUAAUGACUGAAAACUAGAUUUACCGCUUGUCGGUGCGUAGGUUAUGAUAUUCUAGCACCAAUGUGUAUUAAGUGCACAAUUUUUGAACGCACUUUCUUUGUUGCCCUGCUUUUAAGCUUAUGGAGUGGUUUUGUUAUUAUGCUGGUGUAACGUAUCUUUGAGAUUCUUCUGUGUUCCCCUGUUUAGGGUAAGUAUUUAAGGCAUCACUGCAUUUCGCAGUUGUUUCGCUGCCUUAGCGUUUUGGGACUAGAACUUUCAAUUUGUCUUUUCUUAUGUCUCUACAGGGAGUUAGUUAUGGGAUUAUCAAGAUUACAUUGGAGUUUAUUAUCGGCAAUGGGCCAGUGUUGAACGUACUAUUGUGUGGCGUUGUGUGAUAGCAAGGUGCAGAAUUAUUGUUUAAUUACUAUAACCACAAUAUUAUAAUAUUUUAGACUCAAUGUCAUUACUCCAUCAGUUGUCAUUAUUACUUAUAUUCAUGUCAUUAAACAAUUACAUUGUUAA